GUCUUUCGCAAGCGUUAACAGUCACUUCGUUCAGUUUGGUUGAGACUAACAUAAAAAAUGAAAUGCUUAAAAACCGAAGCCGCAUUUUUAGCUGGGAUUGGAGUAUUUCUCGUGGGUACGGCCUGUCUAAUUGCCGUCGAAGUCCAUAACAUUUAUCCGGCACGAGAGGAACAGAAAUUUGAAGAAAUAAACUGUACACUUGAAUCAUGCAACAUGGACGCGAGCGCUAAAUGUUCCAAACACAAACACGAUAAUAAAGAGUUUUCCUGUUUAAGGGUUUAUGUUGUGUGUGGAAGCAAAGCUGAAAACAAUGACAGCAAUAUGCUGUUACAAACUGCUCACAAGCGUCGUUUGCUAGCAAGAAAUUAUCACAGUCUUCAUAAACAGGUAUGUUCUUUGAUGUGUAUGUACUUGUAUGUAUCGAGUAAAUAUUGUUACUACUGAACCUGUAGAACGUUUUUAAAACGAUUUAAGGGAUGUUUGUUUCUUGCAUGGAAAGUUUUAAUGAAUCACUUUCUGUUUAGAUCUUUUUAAGGAUGUUUGUUUCUUGUAUGAAACGUUAAAAGGUUGGAUCAUUUUCUUAAGCACGAUUUCUGCCAAAUAUCUGAUUACUGACGACGCAAUUGCGUAGUUUAACCGGGGGGUACUCUAUGAUUAUUUGUAGGGGUGGGUGCCGCUGGAACCCUUAAUUCGGUGACCUUUGUAGUCUCUUAGCCUGCGUUGCGGCCGGCCCACGUAUCGCGUAAACCACUGUUAUAGUCGCCAAUUGCCUAGGAUAUUACUCGGGGGUACUCUACGAUUAUUUGUAAGGUUUUGUGCCGCUUGGGCCCUUAAUUCCGUGGCCUUUGUAGUCUUCGUACAAACCAAACGGCGUACGAAUAUUCAGCUACAACCGUAUUAUGUGGGCUUGGCAUCAAAAAUCCCUAUCCUAUUCUAGAUCUAUCUAACCCAUGCAACUUUCCCCACUGAUCAAUUUGCCGUACCUUUGAUUUCCACUGAUACCCUUUUGUUUAGAAAAUUUAGCCUGGCUUUGCCGCUCGUCUCGCCUCUGACGGCUCCGCCGCCAAGAAGUAUCCCACUCAAGGCAACCUCGCCAUCUUAGGCUAAACUGCUUGAAAAGCUUGCGUUCAGAUUUUCGGGUACUUUUCACUUUCGCAUCGUCCCCACUAUCUGAGAGCCUGGAACAGGCGAUAGCUUACAUGAGACAAUGCCUGCAUGGUCGGAAGCAAGUUUCCAAUAUGUAUCGAAAAGAAGUUUCUUUGCGUUUUGGUUUUGUUAUUUGUGUCUUAGAUCAUAUCACAUUUAGAGAAGAACGAAAAAACUUGAAUUUUUUCGGUCCUUCAAUCAUUGUAGGGUGAAUUAAUUUUAAAUCGUCCAAAUCGUUAAAUACAUAUCUUCAGAGCCGCUCUUGCAGUGGCCGGAGUAACGCAACCCUCCCCGUCCCCACGUGGGCCCGCCAGAGCAGAGAACACUGGCGUAGGCGUCUUGCAAGCAUCUCGUUCCUUCCAUAUCGGCUCCCUCCUUUUUUAUUUUUUUUGCUUCCACCCUUAAGCCCUUUUUCUAUUGCAAAAUAUUAAGCAUUGUUGCGUAAUUUCCCCCUAUUUGUUUCGCUUCCCGCCCCUUUAGAACUCCCACCUCCUACCCUUUUCUCUCCCGUACCCCGUACCCCUCUAGCCCCCUAUUGUGCCGGGGUCCCACCCCCCUGUUCCCCCCUUCCCCCACUGGAAAGGGGAAUAAGCUGAAAAUCAGUCUUAAGUCCUCAAAGCGUUUAAUAAAUUGGAGCUGUUAAUCGAUACUUGCUUUUUCACGUAAUUCGAGAUAUAUUGACAUACAGACUACCAAGAAAUUUGCUUCCCUUGCCUCUUACUUUCUGUAUCUUAAACGCGCGUUUAAUUUGCAAUCUCCUAAGAAAAACAGGAACAGUUAAACCAAACGGUGGAUUGACUGAACCAGUCCUUGUUGAUGCACAUAGAAUUUUUUUUUUCGCUUUUCUGUUAAAAUGAACAUGUUCUUUGUUUUCAAUAUUUAUUUUCUUAUAAGGACAAUCAAACGGGGUUGCCCUUUAAUGACAACUGAUAGAAAACAGGUGAUAUUUACAGUCAAAAGUCUUAACCUUUGGCCAAUUCGAGCCGUUAAAGCAAAACAGGAAAAGGCACAUUAAACGGAUUUUGGCCACAGGAAAACAAUAUAUCUUUUUUUAGUUUAGUAAGGCCGACUUCCUGCAUACAUCUUCUGUGGGUCACUGUAUAAUUGACCUAGAGAUUUCUUUCGCAUGGCAAAAUAUUAACCUGCCUGGGAAAAGAGCGAUACCCCACACUGCCUCCGAGAUGUACUUGCCCUCAGGCUAGGAAAAAUAAGGCUCUCGUAGAGUACGAAUCCUCCCCCUCCCUAUUUUCCCUUCCCUGACAAUUCCUAAUUCUUCCAACUUUUUUUCUUUACAUAACUCCUCCGUUAACUCCUUGAUUUUUAUUGGCUAAGGGUUUCGAUCCGCCGAAAUUUUAAGUCCGAUCUGGACUUACUGGGAUUAUGCAAACAAAGAUCGAGCUUGCUUUGUUGCACGUAGGAACCUCUAUAUAACAUUCUACAUAACAAGCCUCUAAUUAACGAAGUCCUCGUUAACGAUGAAUUCGUCACCCCAUUAAUAGUGAAUAUAUAUCUAGAUUGUGGAAAAGAGCCUCGAUACAAUAAAACCCUAUUCUAGAAAAUUAGAUGCCGCGAAAAUUUUUCAUGCCACAAAGUAGGUGCCCUAAUUCUUCGCUCUUUUUCGCUGGCUAAGUAUUACAAAGUUCUUUUGGCGGUACACAAGAAUCUGCUUGCAACGUACAAUAACUUACCGACAACCAGUUGCGAAAUUGUUGAGGUACUUGUUUGUAUUUGUAAUUUAAUAACCUUUGUUAAUUUUUCAGUUUUUAAUAAUGUAUACAACAGGCAAUACAAAGUACGUUACACUGCGAAACAGCCGGCAAGAACGUGCGCUACAGCGGUCAAAGAAGUGUGAAUCACGCGGGCACCUUGAAAAAUUUGUGCUAGGAGAUAUUUGACUACUCUGAAUGUUGCACUGAUAACUAAAAUUAAUUGUAGGCUCUUAGCCAGUGAGAUGACAGUAAGUACAAUGUAGUCCAUAUCAAUAUGGCUGUUGCCUAACUACUUGUUGUUUAUUGUUGCCAGUGCACCUAUGAACCGGAAGAAUGCAGAGAGAAACAGGAAGCGGAACACAAACUUCUUAAGUCAGCCGAGUGUGGCAAUCCCACUAGAGAAUCACUAACGUGCUACUACAACCCAAAAGACCCUGAUGAAAUCCUCCACCAGAAGGCUUCGACAGAAAGUUACAACAGACUGGUACUACAAAACAUGGCGUGGGCCACUGGCAUUGUGGUACUAGGUCUUGCUGUUGUCAUAGCAACAGGAUGUUUUAUUUCUUCCUACCACCGUCGAUACAGUUACCAACGAAUUGAUGACAACUCGAUUCUUUGAGAAGCAGAAGCUGGGAUUAAAGACACAGCAACAGGAAAAAAUAAUUUUGUACCAGGAGAGGGUACUUGUUGAUGCCCCAAUUGGAAUGACCCCUAGGAAGCGAGAAGCUAAAGGAAGACGUACGGACGAAGGAGUUGAUUUCCACAAU
Messenger RNA from Porites lobata, 3622 nucleotides. The record is from the annotation of a GenBank genome assembly. Lineage: Eukaryota; Metazoa; Cnidaria; Anthozoa; Scleractinia; Poritidae.